AUGGAAUCCGAUCCACCACCACCAUCAUAUACUUUACAUGCCAUUGAUACCAAACCUCAAUCAAGACCAAAAAUUAGAUCAUUACUAGAUCCAAUAGAAGCAACAACUAUUAGGAACAACAAUGAACGAACAAUUAUAUUCAAAAAUAGAGCCAUGUUUGACGGAUAUAGAAUAUUUCUUUCUGAAGAUGCUUGUGAGAAAUAUGAAACAUUUAAAGUAGGUUGUUAUAAUCGAACAAUUGACAAGCUUAUGCAACAAGGAUUUUGUAUUCCUAUCUUUAAUGUAGUUGCUCCUUAUAUGUCAAAUGAUGGACCAUUCUUAUCUUUUAAAAGAUACGUACCUACCAUGAAUCAUGAAUUUGAUAUAGAUAAGGAUUAUUUUGAAUUUUGUACUGUUAAACAGAAAAGAUAUGUGGACUAUAUCACUUAUACGUUUAAAUUUAUGCCAAAUCCAAAUGAUAAAACUUCAGAUUUUACUAUAUUUAUGAUUUCUCAUCCAAGGUAUGCAAUUCAUGAUUAUAUCUAUAGAGAUGAGAGACAUAGAUGGUUUUAUGAAGUAUCAGAAUUCAAGGUAAAUAAUUCAUCUGGGAUUGAAGCAUGA
Messenger RNA from Candida tropicalis MYA-3404, 600 nucleotides. RefSeq lists its product as uncharacterized. The record is from RefSeq and is a predicted model, not a curated record. NCBI's taxonomy places the organism in Eukaryota, Fungi, Ascomycota, Pichiomycetes, Serinales, Debaryomycetaceae. Bases 1 to 600 code for a protein of 199 amino acids. The transcript has a single exon.